Cucumis sativus (cucumber) is the source of this 1247-nucleotide messenger RNA. RefSeq names its product photosynthetic NDH subunit of lumenal location 4, chloroplastic. Bases 106 to 753 code for a protein of 215 amino acids. The transcript is spliced from 6 exons. The record is from RefSeq and is a predicted model, not a curated record. Gene Ontology annotation, molecular function: peptidyl-prolyl cis-trans isomerase activity. NCBI's taxonomy places the organism in Eukaryota, Viridiplantae, Streptophyta, Magnoliopsida, Cucurbitales, Cucurbitaceae. Gene Ontology annotation, cellular component: chloroplast.
UUCAUUCAAACCACUGCCUCAAACAAACAUCACACUGUUACAACUUACCAUUGCCACCUUCACUUUAUUCAAGCUUCACAUACACCUCAAUCUGAUCAUACUAAAAUGGCACUUUCCCCAUUAACCUUCACAACCCCAAGACCUCAAGCUUCCCAAAUUUUCUCCCCCAAGUUAUCUUCCACUGUUAAACCCACAUCUACUUCUUCUUCUUCUUCUUCUUCUUCUUCUUCAGUUUCUGCUACUAAGAAGGCAAUAUCUAACAUGGGCAUUGGCCUUCUUGCUGCUUCGGUUUUGGCUCUUUCGCCCUUGGAUGCAAACGCUACCAGAAUUGAAUACUAUGCCACUGUUGGAGAACCCCUUUGCGAGUUCAACUAUGUGCCUUCCGGGCUUGGCUAUUGCGACAUCGCCGUCGGAUCCGGUGAGGAAGUUCCUUAUGGUGAGCUUAUCAAUGUUCACUACACUGCAAGGUUUGCUGAUGGGAUAGUGUUUGACAGUAGCUACAAGCGUGGUAGAUAUCUCACCAUGCGUAUUGGUGUUGGCAAGGUAAUAAGAGGAUUGGAUCAGGGAAUAUUAGGGGGUGAAGGAGUACCACCAAUGCUAGUAGGUGGCAAACGUAAGCUUCAGAUUCCUCCACAUUUAGCGUAUGGACCAGAACCAGCAGGCUGUUUUUCAGGUGAUUGCAAUAUACCUGGAAAUGCAACUCUUGUGUAUGAUAUAAAUUUCGUUGGAGUCUACUCAGGAAAUAGGAAGUGAUGGAAACAAUACCCAAUUUCCUACAAAAUUCUUGUAGAUAGACAACACAGAUAGAAUCACAACAAUUAUCUCAGUAGUGUCUCAGAUUCCAUUUCAUGCUUCCUGCUUCAUCUAUUGUUCAUCAUACACUUUUUCCCUCUUGGUUUCCCAGAACUUAAGUUGAAGCUAAACCACGAGCCAAAAGAAGUGCAUUUCUCUCUGGAUUUUCCAAGUAUGUGGAACUCAAGCUUGACUCUUAAGGCAGAAUACUUGGUUUUCUCCAACUAACCACCAGCAGGACUGGCAAUCCUUUUUAGGUGAAAAUCCAGCUAGGCAUGGUUGAAAUUGCUCAAUUCAAACGUAAUUGACCAAAACUAUGUAUUUGGUUGUUUUACAAGAUUAUGACUGUAUUUCUAUGCACGGAUACUAUUAUACUUUGUAAAAGCACGUCUUGUUUCUGAGUACUUCAGUAACUUUAUGCAAAUGGAAUCUAAUGACCGCAUUUUCUUUGAACA